AUGUUCGCGGAAGCUGAGCAGCAGCAAUUCGGGUUACACGCUGGUUUCAGGACGACAGCGGGUCGCGAUAAGCCUGGCCAGGAACAUGCGAGCGGACGAGUUCGAACCCGAGGUCGACGUUGGGCGACGCGUCGGGCGCGCGAAAUUGUGGCCACCGCCUCUUUGCGACCGACUCUGACUGAUUUUGCCUCCGCUUCGUCUUGGUUGACCUCUGCCAGGGACAAGGUCAUGAACGUUCGGGAGUACUUGAUCGACAUUACCACUGCAGCUAUCUGCCGGCGAGACACUAGCUGGCUGUCAUAUGCUGCUGGUGCUCCGGAGCAGGCGGACAUCAUUACUGCACACGACCCGCCCCAUCUUCUGGGCAAUCCAACAAACGAGAAGGACUUCACCACCGCCACGACCACCCCCGUCUUGAGCGAUCAUUCAACCUUAUCCGACCUGCGCCAUGCCGACGACGCCCUCCUCGCAAAGCUCGGCUACAGGGCUGAGUUCAAGCGCGAGUUCUCCCUGCUAGAGACGAUUGCUUUCGCCUUUUCCAUCAUGGGGGUGAUCGCAUCGGUAUCGUCCACCUUCUCGUUCCCACUUGUAUCAGGUGGUCACGUCGGCAUGAUCUUUGGGUGGUUGAUCCCAUGUCUCUUCGUCCUCACAGUGGCCGCCUCCAUGGCCGAGCUGGCCUCGUCCAUGCCGACGAGUGCCGGACUGUAUUAUUUCUCUGCUAAACUUGCCCCACCAAAGUAUUCUGCCCUCGCGAGCUGGAUCACCGGCUGGGCGAACAUCACUGGCCAGGUGACACUUGUCUGUUCCAUCGACUUCACCUGCGCGCAGAUGAUUACGAGCGCGAUAUCUGUAGGCUCCGAUGGCGCUAUAAACUUGGGCACAGGCCCUACCUACGGUAUCCUUCUCGCCAUCCUCUUCACACACGGCAUUGUGUGCUCCGCUGCGACUAAUAUCCUUGCACGACUGAACCUAUUCUAUGUGAUCGUGAAUCUCGGGACGUCUAUCGCAGCGAUUAUUGCUCUACUUGUAUGCUCUGGAGAUAACAGAGUCUCGACCAAAGAUGCCUUUACAAUGUUCGAGAACAACACGGGGUGGUCUGACAGCGGCUGGGCAUUUUUGCUCGCGUUCACCGCACCGAUGUGGACCCUGACUGGCUAUGAUUCCGCAGCGCACAUCUCAGAGGAGACGGCAGGAGCAGCUCGAGCAGCACCCAUUGCUAUCCUCAUCGCCGUCAGCGCCACCGCAUCCCUGGGAUGGCUCCUGCUCAUCGCUGCGUCCUUCGCGACUGCAUCCGUGCCGACGCUCCUCGAGACGACGCUUCCACUGCCGAUGGCCCAGCUGUUCUAUGACGUGUUGGGCAAGCACGGAAUGCUUGCGAUAUGGAGCUUCAUUAUCGUCGUUCAGUACGUGACUGGAGCGGCGCAGGGAGUUGACGCCUCCCGAGUGGUGUUUGCGUUUGCCCGGGACAACGCGCUCCCCGGCUCGCGCUGGUGGAAGCGCAUGAACCCGCACACGCAGACCCCGGUCAAUGCCGCGUGGCUCGUCAUGGUGCUCGCAGGGAUCUGCGGUCUCCUCGGCUUCUCGGCCACGGCGCUGUCGUCCCUUGCCGGAGCAUCUGUCAUUGGUUUGUACACGUCCUACGUGACCCCAAUUUUCCUUCGCAUCACGUCGGGGCGCAACAAACUCGUCCCGGGGCCUUUUUCUCUCGGAAAGUGGUACAUGCCGAUAGGUGCCAUCGCCUGUGCGUGGGUGGCAUUCAUCGUCGUACUGCUGCUCUUCCCAUCAUAUCAGUACCCGACGGCCGCGACGAUGAAUUAUGCCGUCGUGAUCAUCAUGGCCGUCUUCGUGUUCGCGUCGGCGUCGUGGAUCCUGUCUGCACACAAGUGGUUCAUAGGUCCCAUCAAGAACGUAGACGACAGCGCGACGACGACGUUCGAGGAGAAGCAGCAGAGUUCGUAG
This is a messenger RNA of Fibroporia radiculosa, 1959 nucleotides long. RefSeq lists its product as uncharacterized. Gene Ontology annotation, biological process: transmembrane transport. Gene Ontology annotation, cellular component: membrane. Gene Ontology annotation, molecular function: transmembrane transporter activity. The record is from RefSeq and is a predicted model, not a curated record. Lineage: Eukaryota; Fungi; Basidiomycota; Agaricomycetes; Polyporales; Fibroporiaceae. The transcript is spliced from 12 exons. Bases 1 to 1959 code for a protein of 652 amino acids.